UUUGUCAACACCACACAAAAUCUCCAUUAUCUAAACAAAAAAAUCGUUUUUCCUUUAGAAAUGGCACCGAAGGAAAAAACGGCGGUCGUCAAGGGAGGAGGCAACGGUUGCGGGAAAAAUAAUAAUGAGGUUCAUUUUAGAGGUGUAAGGAAGCGUCCAUGGGGGCGUUACGCCGCCGAGAUCAGAGAUCCGGGGAUGAAGAGUCGUAUUUGGCUAGGAACUUUUGAUACGGCUGAGGAAGCGGCCAGAGCCUACGACGCCGCCGCCCGGGAAUUUCGCGGCGCCAAGGCUAAGACUAAUUUUCCCGUCCCUUGUGAAAAUCUAAUUAAAGGGAAUGACAGUAAAAGUUACGGCAAUAACAUAAACAACAACAACCGUAGCCCUAGCCAGAGUAGCACGGUCGAAUCAUCCAGCCGUGAGCCGGCUCUCGUGAUCGAUUCUUCGCCGUUGGAUCUCAACCUCGUACAAGGUGAGACGGUUACCGGCUACGCAACGGCGGCCGUUCGGUUUCCUUUCCAGCAAGCUUCGGUAGUGCCUUAUUUCCCCGGUCGCAAAGUCUUCUACUAUGAUCCUUUCGUUCGGCCGAACGGUCACCAGUUUCAACGCCUGAAACUCGAUCAUCAUGAUUUCCACGUGUCGACGUUUAACGACGGCGUUCAAAUCGAUUCUGAUUCAUCUUCCGUCGUCGAUUUGAACCGCCACGACGUCAAAUGGGGUCCCCUUCUGAAUAUCGAUCUCAACCAGCCCGCUCUUCCGGAAAUCGCCUGAUUUUUUCCGUACUCGCCGAUCGUCCAACCGGAAACAAGCUAGAAUUUUUUUUAUGUUCCUUCAGUUGUAUCGAAGGUAAAUUAGAGAAAAUACCCAAAAAAGAGAAAUUUUCGGCAUAUUUGAUGUGAUCUAUCAGUUUAUGUGUAUAGUUUAGCUGAAGAACUACCCUUUUUGCAGCAGAGAAACUUCGUCUUCUCCGUUGUUUCAUUAGUAGUUACUGUAUUUUUUAAAAAUUUCCAA
Molecule: messenger RNA, 1008 nt
Organism: Hibiscus syriacus
Lineage: Eukaryota; Viridiplantae; Streptophyta; Magnoliopsida; Malvales; Malvaceae
Product: ethylene-responsive transcription factor 4-like
Exons: 1
Coding region: 61-768 (235 amino acids)
Biological process (GO): regulation of DNA-templated transcription
Molecular function (GO): DNA binding; DNA-binding transcription factor activity
Source: RefSeq, a predicted model, not a curated record